This is a messenger RNA of Morus notabilis, 1843 nucleotides long. RefSeq names its product plastidial pyruvate kinase 2. Gene Ontology annotation, biological process: glycolytic process. The record is from RefSeq and is a predicted model, not a curated record. Gene Ontology annotation, cellular component: chloroplast stroma; cytoplasm. The coding region runs from base 179 to 1843 and encodes 554 amino acids. Gene Ontology annotation, molecular function: potassium ion binding; magnesium ion binding; pyruvate kinase activity. Lineage: Eukaryota; Viridiplantae; Streptophyta; Magnoliopsida; Rosales; Moraceae. The transcript has 12 exons.
CCUCCGCCCAAAAUUAUAGCGGCGAUUUCUUCAACAUCCCAACUUGACAAAACAUUCAUUUUAUACUUUAACUGCUACUACUGUACUACACAGACGCAGCUCUCUCUCUCGAAAACUCCAUUCUCUCUUCUCUCUCUCUCUCCAAAGCUUCCAACUUUCUCUCUCCUCCUCCACAACAAUGUCUCAGGUGGUGGCCACACGGUCGAUUCAGACCUCCUUCCCCUCCCCUUCCUCCGGAUCCGUACCCGACCGGGUCGAGAAGCUCAAGCCUGCGAGCUUCGCCGCCAAGCUUCUCUUCAACGACCGCAAGAAGAGCUCCAUCAGUGCUGUUUCCGCUCGGAAGUCUCAGAUCACCGCGAAGAGAUCCGUACAAGCCGAGGUCGUCCCCGUUUCCCCCGAGGAUACGCCCAAGGUGGAGGAGGAAUUUCAGCAGCUGCGUGGAUUGCAGCAAUUUGGCGACACGUCAGUGGGAAUGUGGUCGAAGCCGACGGUUAGGAGGAAGACGAAGAUUGUUUGUACGAUUGGUCCUUCAACGAACACGCGAGAGAUGAUUUGGAAGCUGGCUGAGGCUGGGAUGAACGUUGCUCGGCUGAACAUGUCCCAUGGAGACCACGCCUCUCAUAAGAAAGUUAUCGAUUUGGUUAAGGAGUACAAUGCGGCAAACAAAGACAAUGUCAUCGCUAUCAUGCUCGAUACAAAGGGCCCAGAGGUUAGGAGUGGAGACCUACCACAGCCAAUCACAUUAACAAGUGGACAAGAAUUUACUUUUACAAUUCAGAGAGGAGUUGGCACAGCUGAUUGUGUGAGUGUGAACUACGAUGAUUUUGUUAACGAUGUAGAAGUGGGUGACAUGCUUCUUGUUGAUGGUGGGAUGAUGUCAUUGACGGUGAAGUCCAAAACAAAAGAUUCAGUCAAAUGUGAGGUCGUUGAUGGAGGAGAACUCAAGUCUAGGCGACAUUUGAAUGUUAGAGGGAAAAGUGCAACUUUGCCUUCCAUUACAGAGAAGGAUUGGGAAGAUAUCAAAUUUGGAGUCGAUAACAAAGUUGACUUUUAUGCUGUUUCCUUUGUUAAAGAUGCUGAAGUAGUUCAUGAAUUGAAAAAUUAUCUGAAGAGCUGCGAUGCAGAUAUACAUGUUACUGUGAAAAUCGAAAGUGCAGACUCUAUCCCAAACUUGCACUCCAUUAUCACGGCAUCUGAUGGGGCAAUGGUUGCAAGAGGAGAUCUGGGUGCGGAGCUUCCUAUUGAGGAGGUCCCCCUUUUGCAGGAAGAGAUAAUCAGGAUCUGUCGUAGCAUGGGGAAGGCUGUCAUUGUGGCUACAAAUAUGCUGGAAAGCAUGAUUGUUCACCCUACCCCAACCAGAGCAGAGGUGUCAGACAUUGCAAUUGCUGUUCGUGAGGGUGCUGAUGCGGUCAUGCUUUCUGGUGAAACUGCUCAUGGAAAGUUCCCUUUGAAAGCUGCAAAAGUUAUGCACACAGUUGCACUGCGGACAGAAGCAACUAUAACUGGUGGUACAAUGCCAGCUAAUCUCGGUCAAGCCUUCAAGAACCAUAUGAGCGAGAUGUUUGCUUACCACGCAACUAUGAUGUCCAACACUCUCGGCACCUCAAUUGUUGUCUUCACAAGAACCGGUUUCAUGGCUAUUCUGCUGAGCCACUAUCGACCCUCUGGCACCAUUUAUGCCUUUACAAAUGAGAAGAGAAUACAACAGAGACUGGCUUUAUAUCAGGGUGUAUGUCCGAUAUACAUGGAAUUCUCGGAUGAUGCUGAAGAGACCUUUGGAAACGCGUUGGAUUUACUGCAGAAACAAGGAAUGGUUAAGGCAGGAGAAGAGGUGGCUCUAUGA